Lagenorhynchus albirostris (white-beaked dolphin) is the source of this 6045-nucleotide messenger RNA. RefSeq names its product sodium channel protein type 3 subunit alpha-like. The transcript has 24 exons. The record is from RefSeq and is a predicted model, not a curated record. Bases 16 to 5343 code for a protein of 1775 amino acids. Gene Ontology annotation, molecular function: voltage-gated sodium channel activity; protein binding. Gene Ontology annotation, biological process: membrane depolarization during action potential; sodium ion transmembrane transport; neuronal action potential. Gene Ontology annotation, cellular component: voltage-gated sodium channel complex; axon; plasma membrane. NCBI's taxonomy places the organism in Eukaryota, Metazoa, Chordata, Mammalia, Artiodactyla, Delphinidae.
GUGCAGGAUGAAAAGAUGGCACAGGCACUUCCGGUACCCCCAGGACCUGAAAGCUUCCGCCUUUUUACUAGAGAAUCUCUUGCUGCUAUCGAAAAACGUGCUGCAGAAGAGAAAGCCAAGAAACCCAAGAGAGAACAAAACAACGAUGACGAGAACAAACCAAAGCCAAACAGUGACUUGGAAGCUGGAAAGAACCUUCCAUUUAUUUACGGAGACAUCCCUCCAGGGAUGGUGUCAGAGCCACUGGAGGACCUGGACCCGUACUAUAUCAAUAAGAAAACUUUUAUAGUAUUGAAUAAAGGGAAGGCAAUUUUCCGAUUCAGUGCCACCUCUGCCUUGUAUAUUUUAACUCCGCUAAACCCUGUUAGGAAAAUUGCUAUUAAGAUUUUGGUACAUUCUUUAUUCAGCAUGCUUAUCAUGUGCACUAUUUUGACCAACUGUGUAUUUAUGACCCUGAGUAAUCCUCCAGACUGGACAAAGAAUGUAGAGUACACAUUCACUGGAAUCUAUACCUUUGAGUCACUUAUAAAAAUCUUGGCAAGAGGGUUUUGCUUAGAAGAUUUUACAUUCCUUCGUGAUCCAUGGAACUGGCUGGAUUUCAGUGUCAUUGUGAUGGCAUAUGUGACAGAGUUUGUGGACCUGGGCAAUGUCUCAGCGUUGAGAACAUUCAGAGUUCUCCGAGCACUGAAAACAAUUUCAGUCAUUCCAGGUUUAAAGACCAUCGUGGGUGCCCUGAUCCAGUCUGUGAAGAAGCUUUCUGACGUCAUGAUCUUGACUGUGUUCUGUCUGAGCGUGUUUGCUCUAAUUGGUCUGCAGCUGUUCAUGGGCAACCUGCGGAAUAAAUGUUUGCAAUGGCCCCCAAGCAAUUCUGCUUUUGAAACCAACAUCACCUCCUUCUUUAAUGGCACAAGGAAUUCAAAUGGGACAUUUGUUAAUGUAACAAUGAGCACAUUUAACUGGAAGGAUUACAUUGAAGAGGAAGGUCACUUUUAUGUUUUGGAUGGACAAAAAGACCCUUUACUCUGUGGAAAUGGCUCAGAUGCAGGCCAGUGUCCGGAAGGAUACAUCUGUGUGAAGGCUGGUCGAAACCCCAACUAUGGCUACACAAGCUUCGACACUUUUAGCUGGGCUUUCUUGUCUCUAUUUCGACUCAUGACUCAAGACUACUGGGAGAACCUUUACCAGCUGACGUUACGUGCUGCUGGAAAAACAUACAUGAUAUUUUUUGUCCUGGUGAUUUUCUUGGGCUCUUUUUAUUUGGUGAAUUUGAUCCUGGCUGUGGUAGCCAUGGCCUAUGAAGAACAGAAUCAGGCCACCUUAGAAGAGGCAGAACAGAAAGAGGCUGAAUUUCAGCAAAUGCUCGAACAGAUUAAAAAGCAACAGGAAGAAGCUCAGGGUACCACCACUGAAACAGAAGUCAGAAAGAGAAGGCUAAGUUCUUACCAGAUUUCAAUGGAGAUGCUAGAGGAUUCCUCCGGAAGACAUCCUCCAGAGCUUGAAGAAUCUAGGCAGAAAUGUCCACCAUGCUGGUAUAGAUUUGCCAAUGUGUUCUUGAUCUGGGACUGCUGUGAUCCAUGGUUAAAAGUAAAGCAUCUUGUGAAUUUAAUUGUUAUGGAUCCAUUUGUUGAUCUUGCCAUCACUAUUUGCAUUGUCUUGAAUACCCUCUUCAUGGCCAUGGAGCACUACCCAAUGACUGGUCAAUUCAGUAGUGUGUUGACUGUAGGAAACCUGGUCUUCACUGGGAUCUUCACAGCAGAAAUGGUCCUCAAGAUCAUUGCCAUGGAUCCAUAUUAUUAUUUCCAAGAGGGCUGGAAUAUCUUUGAUGGAAUUAUUGUCAGCCUUAGUUUAAUGGAGCUUGGCCUGGCAAAUGUGGAGGGACUGUCUGUACUGAGAUCGUUCAGACUGCUUCGAGUUUUCAAGCUGGCAAAAUCCUGGCCCACCCUGAAUAUGCUAAUUAAGAUCAUUGGCAAUUCAGUGGGGGCUCUAGGUAAUCUCACCUUGGUGUUGGCCAUCAUCGUCUUCAUUUUUGCUGUGGUCGGCAUGCAGCUCUUUGGUAAGAGCUACAAAGAAUGUGUCUGCAAGAUCUCUAGUGACUGUCAACUCCCACGCUGGCACAUGCAUGACUUCUUCCACUCCUUCCUGAUUGUGUUCCGAGUGCUGUGUGGAGAGUGGAUAGAGACCAUGUGGGACUGCAUGGAGGUCGCUGGCCAAACCAUGUGCCUUAUUGUUUUCAUGUUGGUCAUGGUCAUUGGAAACCUGGUGGUUCUGAACCUCUUUCUGGCCUUAUUGUUGAGUUCAUUUAGCUCAGACAAUCUUGCUGCCACUGAUGAUGAUAAUGAAAUGAACAAUCUCCAGAUUGCAGUAGGAAGGAUGCAAAAGGGAAUUGAUUAUGUGAAAAAUAAGAUACAGGAGUGUUUCCAAAAAACCUUUUUCAGAAAGCCAAAAGGUAUAGAAAUCCAUGAAGGCAACAAAAUAGACAGCUGUGUGUCCAAUAAUACUGGGAUUGAAAUAAGCAAAGAGCUUAAUUAUCUUAAGGAUGGGAAUGGAACCACCAGUGGUGUAGGUACUGGAAGCAGUGUUGAAAAAUAUGUAAUCGAUGAAAAUGACUAUAUGUCAUUCAUAAAUAAUCCCAGCCUCACUGUAACAGUGCCAAUUGCUGUUGGAGAGUCUGACUUUGAAAACUUAAAUACUGAAGAGUUCAGCAGUGAGUCAGAACUAGAAGAAAGCAAAGAGAAAUUAAAUGCAAUCAGCUCAUCUGAAGGAAGUACAGUUGAUGUUGCUCUGCCCCGAGAAGGUGAACAAGCUGAAAUUGAACCCGAGGAAGACCUUAAGCCAGAAGCUUGUUUUACUGAAGGAUGUAUUAAAAAGUUUCCAUUCUGUCAAGUAAGUAUAGAAGAAGGCAAAGGAAAAGUCUGGUGGAAUCUGCGGAAAACCUGCUACAGCAUUGUUGAACACAACUGGUUUGAGACUUUCAUUGUCUUCAUGAUCCUUCUCAGUAGUGGUGCUUUGGCUUUUGAAGAUAUAUACAUUGAACAACGAAAAACUAUCAAAACCAUGCUAGAAUAUGCUGACAAGGUCUUCACUUAUAUAUUCAUCCUGGAAAUGCUUCUCAAAUGGGUAGCUUAUGGAUUUCAAACCUAUUUCACUAAUGCCUGGUGCUGGCUAGAUUUCUUGAUUGUCGAUGUUUCUUUGGUUAGCUUGGUAGCCAAUGCUCUCGGUUACUCAGAACUUGGUGCCAUCAAAUCCCUACGGACAUUAAGAGCUUUAAGACCACUGAGGGCUUUAUCCCGGUUUGAAGGCAUGAGGGUGGUUGUGAAUGCUCUUGUUGGAGCAAUUCCCUCUAUCAUGAACGUGCUGUUGGUUUGUCUCAUCUUCUGGCUGAUCUUUAGCAUCAUGGGUGUGAAUUUGUUUGCUGGCAAGUUCUACCGCUGUGUAAACACGACAACUGGUAACAUGUUUGAAGUUAGUGAAGUUAACAAUUUGAGUGAUUGUCAGGCUCUUGGCAAGAAAGCUCGGUGGAAAAAUGUGAAAGUAAACUUUGAUAAUGUUGGCGCUGGCUAUCUCGCAUUGCUUCAAGUGGCCACAUUUAAAGGCUGGAUGGAUAUUAUGUAUGCAGCUGUUGAUUCACGAGAUGUUAAACUUCAGCCUGUAUAUGAAGAAAAUCUGUAUAUGUACUUAUACUUUGUCAUCUUUAUCAUCUUUGGGUCAUUCUUCACUCUGAAUCUAUUCAUUGGUGUCAUCAUAGAUAACUUCAACCAACAGAAAAAGAAGUUUGGAGGUCAAGACAUAUUUAUGACAGAGGAACAAAAAAAAUAUUACAAUGCAAUGAAGAAACUUGGGUCCAAGAAACCUCAGAAACCCAUACCUCGGCCUGCAAACAAAUACCAAGGAAUGGUCUUUGAUUUUGUAACCAGACAAGUUUUUGAUAUCAGCAUCAUGAUCCUUAUCUGCCUCAAUAUGGUCACCAUGAUGGUAGAAACUGAUGACCAGAGCAAAUAUAUGACUCUAGUCUUGUCCCGGAUCAACCUUGUGUUCAUUAUCCUGUUCACUGGAGAAUUUGUGCUGAAACUUAUCUCCCUCAGAUACUACUACUUCACCAUAGGCUGGAACAUCUUUGAUUUUGUGGUGGUGAUUCUCUCCAUUGUAGGUAUGUUUCUGGCUGAGCUGAUAGAGAAAUAUUUUGUGUCCCCUACCCUGUUCCGAGUGAUCCGUCUUGCCAGGAUUGGCCGAAUCCUGCGUCUGAUCAAAGGGGCCAAGGGGAUCCGCACGCUGCUCUUUGCUUUGAUGAUGUCCCUUCCUGCGUUGUUUAACAUCGGCCUCCUGCUCUUCCUAGUCAUGUUCAUCUACGCCAUCUUUGGGAUGUCCAACUUCGCCUAUGUUAAAAAGGAAGCUGGAAUUGAUGACAUGUUCAAUUUUGAAACUUUUGGCAACAGCAUGAUCUGCCUGUUCCAGAUUACCACCUCUGGUGGCUGGGAUGGAUUGCUAGCACCUAUUCUCAACAGUGCACCGCCUGACUGUGACCCUGACACAAUUCACCCUGGCAGCUCAGUUAAGGGAGAUUGUGGGAACCCAUCUGUGGGGAUUUUCUUUUUUGUCAGUUACAUCAUCAUAUCAUUUCUGGUCGUGGUGAACAUGUACAUCGCUGUCAUCCUGGAGAACUUCAGUGUUGCUACUGAAGAAAGUGCAGAGCCCCUGAGUGAGGACGACUUUGAGAUGUUCUAUGAGGUUUGGGAGAAGUUUGAUCCUGAUGCCACCCAGUUCAUAGAGUUCUCCAAGCUCUCUGAUUUUGCAGCUGCCCUGGAUCCUCCUCUUCUCAUAGCAAAACCAAACAAAGUCCAGCUCAUUGCCAUGGAUCUGCCCAUGGUCAAUGGGGACAGGAUCCACUGCCUCGACAUUUUAUUUGCCUUUACAAAGCGUGUUUUGGGUGAAAGUGGAGAGAUGGAUGCCCUUCGAAUACAAAUGGAAGAUCGGUUCAUGGCAUCGAACCCCUCCAAAGUCUCCUAUGAGCCCAUUACAACCACUCUGAAACGCAAACAAGAGGAGGUAUCUGCUGCUAUCAUUCAGCGUAAUUUCAGAUGUUAUCUUUUAAGGCAAAGGUUAAAGACGGUAUUAAGUGAGUAUAACAAAGAGGCAAUCAAAGGGAGGAUUGAUUUACCUAUAAAAGACGAUAUGAUUAUUGACAAAUUAAAUGGGAACUCCACCCCAGAAAAAACAGAUGGAAGUUCCUCUACCACCUCUCCUCCUUCCUAUGAUAGUGUAACAAAGCCAGACAAAGAAAAGUUUGGAAAAGACAGACCAGAAAAAGAAAGCAAAGGGAAAGAGGUGAGGGAAAAUCAAAAGUAAAAAGAGACAAAGAAUUAUCUUUGUGAUCAAUUGUUUACAGCCUAAGAAGGUAAAGUUUAUGUGUCAACUGGACUCCCAGAGGAGGUCUAUGCCAAACUGUUUUAACAAAUACUCAUGGUCAGUGCCUAUAACAAGACAGUGACCUCUCCAUCACUAUAACUCUGUGAGUCAGGGUAUCAACACUGACAAGAGGUUGCUGUUUUCAUUACCAGCUGACACUGCUGAGGAGAAACUCAAUGGCUACCUAGACUGUAGGGAUAGUUGUGCAAAGUGAUCAUUGUAACUACACCAAACACUUUCAGUACAGUACUUGCAUCUACUCUAUUUUUAACUUCCAUAUCUGCAAUAUUUUUACAAAAUUUGUUCUAGUGGAUUUCCCUAGUCACUACUUCAUAGUUUAUUCAUAAUACUAUGUCACUAUUUUUGCAAAUGAAAUUUAAGUUGAGAAAAAAGUAUAUAAGAGCCCUGUGUUCCUACUCCACAAGUUUCUCGAAUAAUCAGACAAAGGGUUUUGUCCAAGAGAUGAAGUUCUUGCUCAAAACCAGAAAGAAAAAAUCUAAUAACAAUUUCAGGUACUUCCGUUUUCUAGACGGCUUUAAUUUUGAAAGUGUUUUAGUCUAUGUUUGUUUAUAUCUAAACAGUUACGUGCCUGUAAAGUCUCCUCUAAUUUUUAAAGGAUUAUUUUUAUGCAAAGUAUUCUGU